GGGAGCCUCCGCCCAAUGACCCGAAGCGGAGGCGGUGGCGCUCGGGACUAAGCCGGGGAUCUCGGAGGGAGAGAGGAUGGCUUCGUGGAACCCCGACACCCCGUGUUCCUGCGAUUGCUUUGUCUCGGUACCCCCGGCCUCGGCCAUCCCCGCGGUGAUCUUUGCCAAGAACUCUGACCGGCCCCGGGACGAAGUGCAAGAGGUGGUGUUUGUACCGGCAAGCACCCACGCCCCUGGGAGCCGGCUCCAGUGCACCUACAUUGAGGUGGAACAGGUGUCAAAGACUCACGCUGUGAUCCUGAGCCGCCCUUCUUGGCUGUGGGGGGCUGAGAUGGGUGCCAAUGAGCAUGGCGUCUGUAUUGGCAAUGAGGCAGUGUGGACCAAGGAGCCAGUUGACGAGGGGGAAGCUCUGCUGGGCAUGGAUCUGCUCAGGCUGGCUUUAGAACGGAGCCGCUCUGCCCUGGAGGCCUUGCACGUGAUCACGGGCUUGCUGGAGCGCUACGGGCAAGGGGGCAGCUGCCGGGAGGACCCCGCACCAUUCUGCUACCACAACACUUUCCUGCUGGCCGACCGGACUGAGGCAUGGGUACUGGAGACAGCGGGGAGGCUGUGGGCCGCACAGAGGAUUCAGGAGGGGGCCCGCAACAUCUCCAACCAGUUGAGCAUUGGCACGGACAUCUCGGCCGAACACUCGGAGCUGCGGACCCACGCCCUGGCCCAGGGCUGGUGGGGUGGGCAGGGCACUUUUGACUUCGCUCAGGUCUUCUCCCUGACCCAGCAGCCUGUGCGCAUGGAGGCUGCCAAAGCCCGCUUCCAGGCUGGGCAGGAGCUGCUGCAGCAGCAAAGAGGGGGCAUCACGGCAGAGGUGAUGAUGGGCAUCCUCAGGAAUAAGGAGAGUGGCAUCUGCAUGGACUCAGGAGGCUUUCGCACCACGGCCAGCAUGGUGUCCAUCCUGCCCCAGGACCCCACACAGCCCUGUGUCCACUUCCUCACCGCCACGCCAGACCCAUCCAGGUCAGUGUUCAAACCUUUCAUCUUCGGGGCAGGGGCGGCCCAGGCCCCCCAGGUGCUGUCCCCCACUUUUGGAGCACAGGACCCUGUUCGGACCCAGCCCCGAUUCCAGACUCAGGUGGAUCGGCGGCACACCCUCUACCGCGGACACCAGGUGGCUCUGGGGCUGAUGGAGCGUGAGCAGGAUCGGGGGCAGCAGCUCCGGCAGAAGCAGCGGGAUCUGGAGCAGGAAGGCCUGGAGGCUGCACGGGGACUGCUGGCCGGGGAGUGGGCCCCACCGCCGCAGGAGCUGGCCACCCUCUUCCAGGCCUUCGUGGAGAGGGAGGGCCAGGUGUACGCCUGAACGCCGCGGUGCCUCCUGGCCUGGGGUGGGCACAGGGCCCCUGGGGCAGCAGGAUCGCGGCACAAGCCCUUCACUGCCCUCGGCCUUGUUCUGCACGGCCAGCUCGGCCUUUGGCUUAAUAAUGUUACUUCGCUGUUCAGUGAACGUGAUCCCUGGUCUAGUGGGGAUGCGAGAGCCAAGUGAGGGCAAAGCGCAGCCCUGAGCUGACUGCAGGGCCUCCGGUCGUCUUGCUGGGCAGCACAGUCUUCUCACUCGGGGGAUGGGAACUAGAUGGAGAACGUUGUGGCAGGGGCGUGUGAGGAGAGGUGGUCUCCCCAGGUGUGUGAGCAGGUGUGAACAAGAGAACACGCCUGGCACAAUGUGGGGCUACCAUUUAGGGGAGAAUUAGAACCACGGGUUUUUGGUCCUUGGCUCGAACCUUGGGAGGGCACUCCCUAAGGGCGGCAGUGAAGAUGUGCCCUGGAGGACGGCAUCUUCCUCAGGGCGAGGCCCGCUCAGGGCCCAGGCAGCCAGGUGGAGGACCUGAGGUGGGCCAGUCCUUUGGGUAGUUCCCGAAAGGUCCAGAAACGUGUUCUUUAGAGUUGGGAUCUGUAUUUCUGUGACUCCUUCCCACUGUCUUGACUGCUUGCUUCCCCUCAGAUGCCCCCCAACGACAUGAAAGACAUACUUAGGGGCGCCUGGGUGGCUCAAUCGUUAAGUGUCUGCCUUCGGCCCAGGUCAUGGUCCCAGGGUCCUGGGAUCAAGCCCCGCGUC
Molecule: messenger RNA, 2107 nt
Organism: Callorhinus ursinus (northern fur seal)
Lineage: Eukaryota; Metazoa; Chordata; Mammalia; Carnivora; Otariidae
Gene: SCRN2
Product: secernin 2
Biological process (GO): proteolysis
Molecular function (GO): dipeptidase activity; cysteine-type exopeptidase activity
Source: RefSeq, a predicted model, not a curated record